CGACUAUAUAUCAAAAGUGAAAAGACACCAAAGUUCUGACACGCACCUGUUACUAACAAAAUGUUAGAAACUGCCUUGAAGAAAAGACAGAUACUUAUUUUUGUACUUGGAUGGAUAGCAUACGCAUCUACAUAUUUACUAAGAAAACCAUUAGGUGUUAUAAAAUCAAAUCUUGAAACAGAUUUGCACUUUUCAAAGACUGAACUAGGAUGGUUAGAUACAGCUUUAUUAUUUCCAUAUGCUGUCAUGCAGAUGUUAUUAGGACCACUUGGUGACAAAUUUGGAGCUAGGAAAACAUUCAGUUGCUGUCUGAUUUUGUCUGGUUUGUCUAUGAUUUUGUUUGGAUGGACAGAUGGAUUUUAUGGAAUGUUUGUUCUUCUUUUCCUCAAUGGAACAGCACAGGCUCAAUGUUGGCCAAACUGUAUGAAGUCACUAGGAGCUUGGUACCCAGAUAGUGUCAGAAAUACAGUAUUUGGUAUGUUUGGAACUUGUGCUUUUGCUGGUGGUAUUGGAGGAACAGCUCUGGCAGUAUACCUACAGAAAGUCUAUGGCUGGAAAAGUGUAUACUUUACACCAUCAGUAAUAAUUAUUGCUGUUGGCAUAUUUGUUUGGGCUCUGUAUCAACAACCAGAUGAAGUAGGAAUUGAAGUUCCAGGCAAAGAAAGGAAUGCAACUUCUUCAAAAACCGCUGGAAAAUUAACAUGGCUACAGAUGUUGAAGAUACCUAUGUUACCUGAGAUUGCUGUUUCAAUGUUUUGUCUAAAAGUAGUCAGAUACUGUAUGUACAUGUGGUUACCUAUGUAUUUACUCCAAAGGUUGAAAUAUACUCCAGCAGUAUCUGGAAUGUUAUCCACAGUAUUUGAAGUAGGUGGUGUUUUAGGUAGUGCUGUUAUCGGCUUUCUUAUAGACAAAUUUUUCAAAGGAAGAACAAUAUUUGGUACCGGAGUUUCUGUGUUAUUAUCAGCUAUUUCCCUCACUUUGUUUUUACUGACAUGUGAUUGGGGCUGGAUGUUUAAUGUAACAUUUAUGUUCCUGGCUGGUGCAUUCAACUGUGGACCUGAUAGCUUAUUGGGUGGUGCUGUUCCAGCAGAAUUAGGAGAACAGGAUGGUAAAAAUGCAGCAGCAUCAACAGUUGGUUUAGUUAAUGGUUUUGGCAGUUUUGGUACAUGUUUAGAAGGUCCAAUAAUUGGUUAUAUCUCAGCCCAAUAUGGAUGGUCUGGAAUGUUUUAUAUGAUGAUUGGAUUAUCAUUUGUAGGAACUGCAUCCGUGUUUAAAGCAGCAGCAAUUCAUAAAACUAAAACUGGCAGAAUUCCAGAAGCUGUUCCUCUUAAUAUGGAUGAGGUGUAAUCAAAAUAUGUAUUUUAGUUAUAAUGUGGAUUUCAAAUAUUAGGUACAAAUGUACUGGGAAAUAAUGUGAUAAUGGUCUAUUGUGGAAUAUUUCUUGUGGGUUUGUUAUCAUUGAUCAUCAUUUCUACAAUCAAACAAAUAUAUUUUUGUUCCAUUGUCAUUUAUCUAAUAUAUGUGUGUGUGUAUUUUAUCAGUGAAUAAAUUUUUGGCAUGAAAGUAAAUUUAUGAUAUGAUUCUCUUAGGCUGCAUUUUAUGUAUGAUGGACUUUAGACAUGUUUUGUGUAAUGAUUAGAUUAAACCAAACUAAUUUUUUUCUGGACAAUGUUAACUUGAUUAAGAUUUUUUUAUUCCAAACAACAGUUUAACUUCUUGCUUUAGCUCAUUUCUUCUUUAUACUGAAAGACAUAUGAUAAUUGUUGUUCACAACACUUUUAAAAAGUAUUUGUUAAUCUAUCACUUGUUCGUUGGCAUGAAAAUGUUAUGUUGGUCAUGUCAAAAUUUUAUAAGGAUUGUAUUCAUUUGUUAGUUAUCUGUUCUCUUAGUUGGUACACAUGGCAUGAUGGGAAGUUCAACCCCCAAUAGCAGGAGAGAUGUUUGUAGAAUUUCUUCUGUUUAAUAGAUUGGCAGUAGUGAAGAUAGAAUUAAAUGUAAAUUCCAAAAUAAUUCUGUGGUUCAAAUUUGACAAUCAUUCAUUCAUAUUUUAUUUCAUAUUUUUUUUUUAUUUGGUCUUAGAAUUCCUGCAAUCUUUAUAUACCUGGUGCUAUAUGAUUAGUGGUAUGUCAUCUGUGACUUGUUAUUUCUUAACUGGGAUAAAGAUUAGGGUUAUGGGUUAAUAUCUUAUUGUGUCUCCACAGUAUUGAACUAUGUUCAAGAAUAAUACAUUUGUUUCUGCUAACCCAAUUGCAAUCUACCCUAAUUUUUAGUGCCUAUUCCAACACUUUUUAUGCCAUUUUGGAACAAGC
Mytilus trossulus (common blue mussel) is the source of this 2309-nucleotide messenger RNA. RefSeq lists its product as uncharacterized. Gene Ontology annotation, biological process: transmembrane transport. NCBI's taxonomy places the organism in Eukaryota, Metazoa, Mollusca, Bivalvia, Mytilida, Mytilidae. Gene Ontology annotation, molecular function: transmembrane transporter activity. Bases 61 to 1347 code for a protein of 428 amino acids. Gene Ontology annotation, cellular component: membrane. The record is from RefSeq and is a predicted model, not a curated record. The transcript has 14 exons.